Eleginops maclovinus (Patagonian blennie) is the source of this 6612-nucleotide messenger RNA. RefSeq names its product solute carrier family 41 member 1 (gene slc41a1). Lineage: Eukaryota; Metazoa; Chordata; Actinopteri; Perciformes; Eleginopidae. The coding region runs from base 786 to 2438 and encodes 550 amino acids. The transcript is spliced from 11 exons. The record is from RefSeq and is a predicted model, not a curated record. Gene Ontology annotation, biological process: monoatomic cation transport. Gene Ontology annotation, cellular component: plasma membrane. Gene Ontology annotation, molecular function: monoatomic cation transmembrane transporter activity.
UGACGGUGUGACAGAGGAUGUGGGAUACGCAGCUCCUCCGUUAAUGCCAGAAUAUUUUUAGACGCCGGGAGGAAAUCUGGCCCUGAAUGAAAUUUUUUUUUGAGCUGCUGGUCUUUCCUCACAUCUGCUGUGCUGUCCGUCAGUGGAGAGUGACAGGUGUGUGCUCUCGAGGAGAGGUGCUUCUCUGCAGAUUGUAAUUCAAUCUUCAUACUGCAGUCCUUUAAAUAUCUCCGUUGAAAAGCUUCCAGCAGCCACGUGGUGUAAGGUGAGACAUUCCCAGCCCGGUGCACCCACCAGUCUGAUGAUCAGUGCGCUGCGAGCCGGACCCUUCGCUGCCACUUCAGACCCUCCAGUUCAUUUUUUCUUUAGCUUAUUGUGAAGGACUGUUUACGUGACUGCAGGGGAUUUCUGUGGCGAGCCCCCACGUCUAUUGUUUUCCUUCCUCUUCUGUUUUGGUCCAGUAUGCUCUCUUCUUCUUUUCGUCGGUGCACCCUGAGGACCUUGCAGUGAAUGGAGAACAUACUGGUUCUGCUCCCGAAGCACCGACAGGAACACGGGCUCUGCAGGCGCACGGCUGCAUGUGCCUUGCCGCAGGUUUUCUCCCGGUCUUUAGUAGCGACCCCAACUCACUGUAAGCCUCUUUAAUGGGAUAAAUCAAUUGGACUGAUCAGGUUCGAGACCAGAUCAGGUGGCCAAUUCCAUUUGGACUUCCCCAAAGAACUGACAGGCCGAGGCAAGCUGACCUUUUUUUCUUGUCAAGCCCAGUGUUUUCCAAAGGCUUCCGCAUGGUACUUUGGUCGAAAGAACAAGACAAACUCCCCGACAUCGACAUGUCCUCCGGGGACAUUGAGGGGAAGAAGGAGGGAGGCCCCCUGACCCCGGCCCUAGUCAACUCCAACUGCUCGGUCCCCCCAGUGAUCCUCACGAAGGGCCCCGAGGACGGGAGCCUAGGGAGCGGGGGCGACCUCGAGCUCACAGAGGUCACGUCUUUCACGGAGAGGGCCGGCGACACCGGGGAGGAUGUCGAGAGGUCGGAGAUCGUGGUGGCGACGGACUGCCGGGCCAACGCCAAAGGUCAGCGGGAGGAAGACGCCCUCCUGGAGAACGCCAGCCAGAGCAACGAGAGCGACGACACCAGCACCGACCAGAGCCCAGAACCACCGGUUCCCCUCAAGGAGACCUCCUUCACCAUCGGCCUGCAGGUGGUCUUCCCCUUCCUGCUGGCCGGGUUUGGGACGGUGGCAGCUGGGAUGGUGCUAGACAUCGUCCAGCACUGGACGGUGUUCAAGGAGGUGUCCGAGGUGUUCAUCCUGGUUCCUGCACUGCUGGGACUCAAAGGCAACCUGGAGAUGACGCUGGCCUCCAGGCUUUCAACAGCGGCUAAUAUUGGGCAGAUGGACAACGCCAAGAACAUGUGGAAGAUGAUCAUGGGGAACUUGGCCCUCAUCCAGGUCCAGGCCACAGUGGUGGGCUUCCUGGCCUCCAUCGCUGCUGUGAUCUUCGGCUGGAUCCCAGAGGGCCACUUCAGGCUGGGCCACGCCGUGCUGCUGUGUGCCUCCAGCGUGGCCACCGCCUUCAUCGCCUCGCUCAUUCUGGGCCUCAUCAUGAUAGGGGUGAUCAUCGCGGCAAGGAAGGUCGGCAUCAACCCGGACAACGUGGCCACGCCCAUCGCUGCGUCGCUGGGGGACCUGAUCACUCUGUCCCUGCUGGCAGGCAUCUCCACGGGCCUGUACAAGGAGCUAGAUAACGACUACGCCAACCCCCUGGUGUGUGCCGUGUUCGUGGCUCUGUGCCCGCUGUGGGUGCUGAUCGCCCGGAGGAUCCCGUCCACCAGAGAGCUGCUGUACUCCGGCUGGGAGCCCGUCAUCAUCGCCAUGGCCAUCAGCAGUGUUGGGGGGUUGAUCCUCGAUAAGACCGUCACCAACCCAAACUUCGCCGGCAUUGCCGUCUUCACCCCGGUCAUCAACGGUGUGGGAGGCAACCUGGUGGCGGUUCAGGCCAGUCGGAUCUCCACCUAUCUGCACAUGAACUGUCUCCCCAUGGGCGAUCCCAACCCCCCGCCCAGGAAGUGCCCCACACCCUGCGCCUCCUUCUUCGGCUCCUCGGUGAACUCCCGCUCCGCCCGGGUGCUCUUCCUCCUGGUCGCCCCGGGUCACCUAGCCUUCCUCUACACCAUCAACUCCCUGAGGGGGGGGCACACCACGCUAACAGCUGUCUUCAUUUCUUUCUACAUGGUUGCUGCACUACUCCAGGUGUUGAUCCUCCUCUACCUGGCAGACUGGAUGGUGCACUGGAUGUGGGGCCGAGGCAUGGACCCCGACAACUUCUCCAUCCCCUACCUGACGGCUCUGGGCGACCUGCUGGGGACCGGCUUCCUCGCCCUCUGCUUCCACAUGCGAUGGUUCAUAGGGGACAGAGACUCGAACUCGGGCAACUGAAUGCAUGCACGGACACAAAAAAAGAAAAUCCGGAUCCUCGCUAGGCCUGCACGCACGGACAGUGAUGAGCGCCGCCCGUCCGUGUGAAAGCGGACAUCUCUGAAAGGGCUAUUCUCCAGUAGGGCUCGGAGUGAAGGGGUAGCGCUUGUAGGGCAGUAGUGUUUCAUCUUCAGGAUAUAUCUGCAGCACAGCGGGCAGAAACUGUGUUUAGAAACACCCACCUCAACCAUUGAACACCACUCUACAAACUACACUGCUCCUCCUAAAUCUUAAUAACUGAGUCUUACUACUUUUGUUCUUAUUUUACCUUUGACAAUGAUUGUUUUUGUCUGCUAUGAAUCGACGCGUGCAGGGCCAGUCCUCAUUAUUUUCAAUGGGGACGUUAGCCCCUUUUUAAGACAGCAAAAAAAUAUAUGUCCAAACAAGCCUUGAAUACUUAAUCACCAAGUGCUUUGUCAUACGUACUUUAUUAAUUUACUAUGUGUCUAAUUUAUGAUUUAGUCGAGUACAUAGGCUCUCUUUUACCCUGGCCUGGGGACAGUAGGAACAAGGAUUUGGGUGUUCCUUACAGCAGGGUAAUGGACCACCAACUUAACACACUAGAUCCCUUUUAGCUUAAUUUGAAUCAAAUCGAAACAGAAAAUUGAAGUUGUAAUUCCCACGCCUACUUCCACCGGAUCCUGGACUUGAGACGUCAUUUGCACACCUAAUCAAUUUCAAAGCUACCGAUCAAUUAGGACAGCAAUAGCCUAAUUGACACAAUAGCCUUUAUUGUAUUCCUCAAAGUUCCUCAGAGGUGCUUCCUUUUUUCGUCAAAUCUAUUUAAAACUGACUUUACAAAAUACCCAGACUACAGUUCUUCUUUGUUUGAGCAAACACACAGAAACAGUGGAAAACAGAAUGUUGAAAAUGGCCAGACAAGUGUCAGCAAGGGAUUUGUUGGUACACCUUACACAGUAACGGUUGUUUUUUUCGUGGAUCAUGCCAAGAGGUCAGAGAGGUUUUAAUUUGCCGCAAGAGGAUAAUUCCCCUGCCUAAAAUAACUGUCUAACUCUCUACUAAAGCAAGCUAGUUGUCGUUAAGUGAAAACAUGCAGCGACACACUGGAAACAACCUGUAGAGCUAACUGUACAAUGCUGUAUGCACACGAGGUACAGAGUGUGCUGAAGUGCCUUAGCCAGGACGUGCUAACUCAGGUUCAGCAGUCUCUCAUACCAGAUACAAAGUUAUGAUUGCUUUGAGUUUUUAUGUGAAUAUGUUAUAUUUUAACAAACUAUUUCAAAUGCUUUUAGGGAAUCAAAAUUGGAGUGAAAGACAGACCAAUGUAGUUGUUAUUGGUAUUGGUUUUAAUUCUGUAAAGGAUCAGUGUAGUUCAUUAAGCUGUCCGAGGUUCCAGUCAAACACCAGCGUACCAACUGAAAGCAUAAAUUAACAACGUUAUCUCAACAAGUAGUGGAUUCUCUAACAAGUUGACAUAGAUAUUAAGUUAAACUUAGGUGAAAUUGACCAAUAGCAACAUUUCUGGACAGUCCUGAGCAUUAAGAGAAGAGAUAGCUAUAUUAACAAGCUAGCUAGCUAUCCUAUCUAACUAGCUAGCCAUCUCUCCUUGGUUGACCAGAAGUUAUCUAAGCUAACAGGGAUUGCUUUCAACUAGCAAGUCUUGUUACAUUUGAGAACUUUUAUCCCCGUUGUAGUAACUCUUGUUUUACAAUCUCGAGAACAAAAUGACCAGUGAAUUAUAAGCAGGGCUGCCAACGCGUGAGAAUAAAUACAUGUAAAAAUAAGGCGCAGCAGACCGAGCGGGUCUACGGAGGACUUCCUGUUUGCGUCACCUGUCGCCUAGCAACCUGGACAGCUGCAGUUAACUGAUCUACGGAAGAUGAGUUCAAUGGUCAUUUAUUUGUCGGGAAAAAAUGAAUUUCAGGUAUUUAGAAAAUCUUUAUGAAUACCUGAAAAUUCUUUUUUUUCAGAUAGUUGAUAAAUACAUUUGAGCUGUCUGUUAUAUGAUCAUUUCUAAAGUGUCAGGGACAGCUGCAGGGAAGAAAAGGACCCUCAUUUAUUAUAUAAUUUUAAAAAACUGACUCCAAGCUGAACCUCAAAGUUGGCAGCCCUGGUAUAAGUAAGAGUAGUAAGAGUACAGAGAAAAUACUAAAUAGACUCAAAAAAAAGUUAUCUUGACUGAUUAGCGUUAGCUUGUUUGCGGCUUGCUCUAAUCCCCCUCUGUCAAGGACACACACAUUCAUUAUGCUGUGCUAGUUUGCGGUGUGACUGUGCGCAGAGGUAGAUUUCCAUUCAUUAAAAACAAUAGGAUAGCUCAAUGUGGACCCAAACCAAUUCUCAAUCUAGUGAGUUUCAGCUAACAACAAUUGCCUUACUAGUCAAAUAACCACGGCAAACGCCUCAACAUCCAUUCUCCACUUUUUCUAUUUCUAUGGUUAGAGUAAAGUCUCCUGACACCUGUAUAAUUGUUUGAAUCACUAAUAAUAAUCUCUUCGGUCAGGAGCCUGACCUUUAGGGAGUGAAUGACUGACUGGAUAAUGUGUAAUCUAAGGGGGAAAUCGGUUUAACCCUCACUGCCCCAACCCCAAAGCUCAGCUUCCCUGAGCUGACUCUUUCUUUGAGAGCUUACAGGUGACGAGGAGAAUGAAACAGGAAGUUGUGAGCCAUGUUGACAGACUGUACCGAGUACAGAGGCAAAGAGAAACCUGCAUGUGAUGCUUGUCUUUAUCCGUCAGACUUCUGUGCUGUUUCCCAGGGGCCAGCUGAAUGCGUGUGCAGGGCACAGAAUGUGAACGUGCAAAACUUGAUUAUUUUAUCUGUUAAAAAUAUUUUAUUUUGGUCAGACUGAUUUACUUUUUGUGUGUCGAUUAUUUUUAAAACUGUGAUCUUUUUUUUGUUCUAUUACUUUCCUCCUUUCCCUAAUCUCUUUAACUCUUUGUGAUUUUUGUUUUGUGUCGUAAAUCUAAUCGAGCAAAAAAAACAACAAAAAAACAACCACUGUAAAGAUGAAGCGACGUCUCCACGCUGGUCAAAGUCACAAAGUACUGUAAUCUGCAGAGCGGACACCAGAGGGCAGCGCAGGGAUUCUCUUUUAACUUUUCAAUGUGUCUCUGUGUCCUCUGGAUUCACACUUGUCCAUUAGGAGUGACUUUUUCUUUUGACUUAUUGUAAAAGUUGCAUCCUUCCAUCUGUUCACUGUCAGUCUGUAUCCUCCACUCUCUCACUGACCAGCGUUCUGCCUCUGCGUCAAUGGAAAGGUGUGAAUACUUCAUUAAGGGGGCAAGUAAUGCUUUGUCUAUUUAUUUUUAGAUGCACACAAAGCAAAUUGUACAUAUUAUAUUUAUUCUAUAUAUAAGGUUGUUUAUUUUGUCAUUUCAUUUGGGCUCCGUUUCUUAAUGUUGAUGUCACUUUUCUCUUUAUUUUUCUUUUGCAAAAGGCCAGUAGAGCUGCUUGACGCUCGCCGCAGUAGAAAGGCGGUGAGGCUAAUGAAUAGCACAGUGCCUAACACCAGUCUUCACACACACACACACACACACACACACACACACACACACACACACACACACACACACACACACACACACACACACACAGAGGAAAAGCAUACUUAUGUAGAAAGGCCUUAACCUAUCAGAGCCAAGCUCAACUCAGAGUAACCAAUCAGGAGCUAGGUUCCCCACAGAGUAGAGUCUUUUUUUAAUUAGCUUUGAUUAAUAUAAGAUGUACAGCGAGUUGAUUAUGAUGUAAUGUAAUAAUGAGGACCCAGCAGCGGAGAGGAGGGCUGGUAGCAGCUUUUGUUCACAAAAAAAUGAGAAAAGGGGACGAUUUUAAUCCACAAACUAGGCAGAAAACCUGACGUGCAACAUGAAAAAAGGCACAUAUCACUUCUCCUUAUGAUUCCUGAUGGUUCCCUCCAUAUUAAGCCUUAAAACCUUUACCCACCUACUGCCUUAACCUCAGUGCUUCGAACCACCGAGCCCCCUGGGAGCCAACGUCCACAUCACGUUGGAGCCUUAGAAUCAGCCUUCAGCUCUCAUGGGGCUGAGGUCUUUGCAAUUUCUGUAUGUUCUUCUUGUAAAAGCCCUUUCUCGUUCUCUGAGGCUGGAGGAAGGCUUUCUCUCCCUGCAGGAAUUUGUAAAUUGCUGGAAAUAAAGGACUAUAUUAUUUCAUACCA